This is a messenger RNA of Pediculus humanus corporis (human body louse), 1356 nucleotides long. RefSeq names its product synaptotagmin-4, putative. The transcript is spliced from 8 exons. Lineage: Eukaryota; Metazoa; Arthropoda; Insecta; Psocodea; Pediculidae. Gene Ontology annotation, cellular component: membrane; axon; synapse. The record is from RefSeq and is a predicted model, not a curated record. Gene Ontology annotation, biological process: regulation of calcium ion-dependent exocytosis; cellular response to calcium ion; regulation of dopamine secretion. Gene Ontology annotation, molecular function: phosphatidylserine binding; calcium ion binding; SNARE binding. Bases 1 to 1356 code for a protein of 451 amino acids.
AUGGGGGAGGGGCUUAUAUCAACUCCGGCAUUAGUUGGAAUUUGUUUGGCAGCUUUGGCAUUUUUCGUCGGUAUAUUUGCCGUGACUUGUUUUUGUCAUAGGAGUCGUUAUACAAAUUAUGGCUCUAAUAAAUUAUUCGGUUCGAAAAAAUUUAAAGCGGGAGCUGAAAAACCGUUGGCUUUUCAUCAGCAUAGAAAACCGACCGCUGUGAAAAGCCCGGCCGGAACCGGUGGAAACAUUCAUUAUCUUAAGAAAUCACCGAGUCCGACGGGUGGAAAAUCUCCAUCGGGGGGCAGCGCAGCAUCUUCUCCAACGAAUCCAGAUCAAAGGAGUCCAAUAACUGAUCUUUCUCCAACUGCUGCUGCUUGUGCUGGUGGUGAAAAUGGACAAAAAAAUACUCUGACUGUAACGAAUUCGGCUCCAGUUUGCGUUGUGGAAAAUGAAAAACAAAAAUCCAACAGCGUACAGAGUAAAGACGAAACAGAAUCCAACGAAAAAAAUACAACAUCGACUGGAAAAUUAGGUUUAAUCGUGUUUAAAUUGAGGUACAAAACGGAAAAGAAUGCAUUGAUUGUAAGCGUUGUUAAAUGUAAAGAUUUACCGGCAAAAGAUAGCAAUACCGAUUCGAGCGAUCCAUACGUUAAACUUCAAUUGCUACCCGACAAACAGCACAAAGUGAAAACUCGAGUUUUACGUAAAACAAGAAAUCCUGUUUACGAUGAAGAUUUUACAUUUUACGGAAUAAGUCCGAGUCAACUUCAGGCUACGACACUUCAUUUCGUCGUGUUAAGUUUUGACAGAUAUUCUCGUGACGAUAUUAUCGGUGAAGUUUUUUGUUCUCUUUCAAACAUUGACGUGACACAAUUUGAAAAUCAACAAUUGGCUCUCUGUCGAGAAAUACAACCGAGGAGUAUCAAAAUAAGAUCUCAAGGACGCGGGGAAAUUUUAAUUUCGUUAUGUUGGCAACCCGCGGCAAAUAGAUUAACCGUCGUCAUACUCAAAGCUCGAAAUUUGCCAAAAAUGGACGUCACCGGUCUUGCAGAUCCCUACGUGAAAAUGUAUUUGUUAUGUAAUAAUCAAAGAAUAGCUAAAAAGAAAACUCAUGUUAAGAAAAGAACAUUAAAUCCUGUUUUCAACGAAUCAUUCAUUUUUGAAAUACCAGCUGGAGCUGAGAAAUUAGACAAUAUAUCAUUAGAGUUUUUGCUUUUGGAUUGGGACAGGGUCACUAAAAACGAGGUCAUUGGUCGUUUGGAAUUAGGAGGCGAAAAAGCGACAGGAACAGCAUUACAUCACUGGAACGAAGUUUGUAACUCGCCAAGGCGACAAAUUGCAGAAUGGCACAAACUUAAAGAAUAA